AUCGGUACACGCACGCGGCAGCCACAGUGACACACUCGCUCACGCGUGCGCGCAGUGCAAGCCGCAGCGGAGAGCGGACAGCAUGAGCUCCUCGUCGCCCCAGCUCCGGCGCCUCAAGCCGGCGUACCAGUGCGUGGUGAACAACUUCCUCGCCGUGCUCGCCGUGCCGCUCGCCGUCGCGGGCGCCGUCGGCGCGGCGCGCGUCGGCCCGGAGGAGCUUCUCGCCAGGAUGCACGCGCUCCGGCCCGCGCACGUCUUCCUGGCCGCGUUCCUCCCGGCCGCCGCGGGGAUCCUGUACCUCAUGAUGCGGCCGCGCUCCGUGUACCUCGUCGACUACGCCUGCUUCCGCACCAAGCCCAGCCACCGCGUCCCGUUCGGCACGUUCCUCGAGCACGCCAAGCUGGUGACGUUCAUCGAGGGGGCCUCCAUUGACGAGCGCAGCGUCCGGUUCAUGACGCGGCUGCUGGAGCGGUCCGGGCUCGGGGAGGAGACGUGCCUGCCCCCCGCGCACCACUUCAUCCCGCCGUACCGGAACCUGGAGGCCUCGCGCGACGAAGUGGAGCUCGUCAUCUUCUCCGCCAUCGACGACCUGCUCGCCAAGACGGGCAUCCGCCCCGACGCCAUUGACUUGCUCGUCGUCAACUGCAGCCUCUUCGCGCCCAUCCCGUCCUUCACUGACAUGAUCAUCCGCAAGUACAAGAUGCGCAGCGACAUCCGCAACGUGCACCUCUCCGGGAUGGGGUGCAGCGCCGGGCUCGUCUCCGUGGGGCUGGCGCGCAACUUCCUGCAGGUGGCGCCGCGGGGCUCGCACGCGCUGGUGGUGUCCACGGAGACCAUCACGCCCAACUACUACGUCGGCAAGGAGCGCGCCAUGCUGCUGCCCAACUGCCUCUUCCGCAUGGGCGGCGCGGCGGCGCUGCUGUCCACAUCCCGCGCCAAGGCCCGCUUCCGGCUCUCCCGCGUGGUGCGCACGCUCACCGGCGCGCAGGACAACGCGUACCGGUGCGUGUACCAGGAGGAGGACGACGAGGGCCACCGGGGCAUCAACCUGAACAAGGACCUCAUGACCAUCGCCGGUGACGCGCUCAAGGCGAACAUCACGGCGAUCGGGCCGCUGGUCCUGCCCGCGUCGGAGCAGCUGCUCUUCGCGCUGUCCUUCAUCGCGCGGCGGGUGUUCAACAACAAGAGCAUCAAGCCGUACCUGCCCGACUUCCGCAUGGCGUUCGAGCACUUCUGCAUCCACGCGGGCGGGCGCGCCGUGAUCGACGAGCUGCAGAACAGCCUGGGGCUGUCGGACGAGCACGUGGAGGCGUCGCGCAUGGCGCUGCACCGGUUCGGCAACACGUCCAGCAGCUCGCUGUGGUACGAGCUGGCCUACAUCGAGGCCAAGGGGCGCAUGCGCAGGGGCGACCGCGUGUGGAUGAUCGGCUUCGGCUCCGGGUUCAAGUGCAACAGCGCGGCGUGGGAGUGCAUCGAGCCCGCGCGCGACGCGCAGGGCCCGUGGGCCGACUGCGUCAGCCGCUACCCGGUCGACAUUCCGGAGGUGCUCAAGCAUUAACCAACCAACGUCUCGCGCCCACGCGGUCUACAACAGGAUAUCUCUCUCUCUCUGUCGCUUCCUCUCUCGAUUUGUAUCUGUCGACAACUACUCCUACUACUAUGCCCCAUGCAUUUCUUCUACUGUUAGUCUGGUGUGUGUUUCCCUCGGUGGUAAACCUGACCGGUCCGACGGAUCGGCCGGAGCGCUCGUGUCCAUGGCGUCGGGGAGGACACGGCCGGUUGGCCGGAGCCGCGGCUGGGCCGGCCGGCGUAAUAGCUGCCGCGGUGGCCGAGUUAAAUAUGCCGGAUCUGUCUGACGCGCGCAUGUGAGGUGCAACCGACGGCCGGUGGUUGCGCUCCGGCACAAAGGGCUUAAUUUCUUCCGGUCAUUCAUAAACGUAUAAUCGUGGUCCUCGAUCGCGAGCGUACUCUUUUUUUCUUCAUUUCUCUCUUGUUUAUUUAUUUACUAUUCUUCCUUCCCGUUCUCCCGGACCUCUUCUCUUUUGUUAAUUUCAGCUCUUUACUGUAUCUCCAUUGAAGGAAAAAGAGAACAAAAAUGUACUGCUACGAGUUUGACAAUAAAUCAAUGUGCCGGAAAUAGUUUACUACCA
Messenger RNA from Triticum dicoccoides, 2150 nucleotides. Its product is annotated as 3-ketoacyl-CoA synthase 6-like. The transcript has a single exon. The record is from RefSeq and is a predicted model, not a curated record. Gene Ontology annotation, biological process: fatty acid biosynthetic process. Gene Ontology annotation, cellular component: membrane. Gene Ontology annotation, molecular function: acyltransferase activity, transferring groups other than amino-acyl groups. The coding region runs from base 83 to 1558 and encodes 491 amino acids. Lineage: Eukaryota; Viridiplantae; Streptophyta; Magnoliopsida; Poales; Poaceae.